AUGAACAAUCAAGUGUUGAGUGCUGACGAUUACUUGCUUGUUAAAGUAUGUUUUCUAGCUAUUAUGCUUAUGUUAGGAUAGGGUAGGACAGGGUAGAUUAUGAUAUGGUACGGUAGGGUAUGGUAUGGUAGGGUCAACCCCAAAAAACAAAAUUCAAAAAAAAUUUAAUUUUUAGGUAACACACGUACUGAUAGACAUAGCAGCAACGAUGAUAGAGACAAUAUUACUACGGUUUCAUCCAGCUUUAUGGAGUAAAGUGACAAAACGUUUUCCAUUUUUGUCUCACAGCCCAAAAGUUGGUAAAGUAAGAGUGGCAUUAGUAGACGGAACUCAUGUAUACUUCCAACAACUUCAGGAUUCUUGGAAAUGA
This is a messenger RNA of Bursaphelenchus okinawaensis, 370 nucleotides long. Lineage: Eukaryota; Metazoa; Nematoda; Chromadorea; Rhabditida; Aphelenchoididae. The record is from the annotation of a GenBank genome assembly.